Lathyrus oleraceus (garden pea) is the source of this 501-nucleotide messenger RNA. RefSeq names its product secreted RxLR effector protein 161-like. Bases 1 to 501 code for a protein of 166 amino acids. The transcript has a single exon. The record is from RefSeq and is a predicted model, not a curated record. NCBI's taxonomy places the organism in Eukaryota, Viridiplantae, Streptophyta, Magnoliopsida, Fabales, Fabaceae.
AUGGAAAGCUGUAAUCCGGCCUCGACGCCAAUGGAACCAGGAACAAAGUUGUCGAAAUUUGAUGGAGGAGAACGUGUCGAAGCAGGAAAAUAUCGAAGUUUGGUAGGAAGUCUUCGCUAUCUCACAUGUACAAGAUCAGAUAUCUCAUUAAGUGUAGGCAUUGUAAGUCGAUUCAUGGAGGAGCCAGUUUACACACAUUGGAAAGCAUUGAAGCGAAUUCUGAGGUACAUCCAAGGAACAGUGUCACUUGGGAUGUUCUACUCGAAUUCAGACAAAUACAAGUUGGUUGGUUACUCUGACAGUGAUUGGUGCGGAGACAUAGACGAUCGAAAAAGCACUUCUGGAUAUGUGUUCUUCAUGGGAAAUACUGCAUUCACUUGGCUUUCUAAAAAGCAGCCAAUAGUAACACUUUCGACAUGUGAAGCAGAAUAUGUAGCAGCAUCCUGGUGCGUUUGUCAUGCAAUAUGGCUCAGAAGAUUGAUGAGUAAAAUGGAGCUAUAA